CGCCACCAUUAUCAUCAUCAUCAUCAUCACUAUCGAGUGAUGAAAGUUUUAGUAAAUCUAAUAUUUUAAUACGUGAUAAUUCGGUUGAAAAACCACCACCACCAGAUCCAGAACGUUUUCUUUCCACCGGCUUACUGGUAUGGAGUCAUCGAUUUUCUGAUCUUUCAUCAGCAUUAAAAAUGGUAGAUAAUUAUCUGGUGAAAUAUGAUCCAGAAACGGAUCUAAUCAUUGAUGGUGAUCCAAUAUUACCGGCAGAUUUUUGUGAUUACAUUUUUCCCAUUAUGAUUGGUUAUCCAAAUGAAUUACCAAUUGAUCCGAAAUGGAUCAAAAAUAACAUAAAUCGUUCGAUGAAUCCGGGUUGUUAUCUGGUUUGUGCAAGAUCCACAUCCUCAAAUUGUUGGUCAUCAAUGGAACAAUCAAUCAAACUUGGCGUAUAUCGUACCGAGUUGACGACACAUCUAACACGAUUGGAUGCCAAUUUAUUGUUUGUUAUGCAAUCAGCAUGUAAAAAUGAUAUCAAUCUGAAUGUUACACAAUAUGUGGAUUUCAUUGAUGAUUUGGAUUCGGUACGUGAUCAUUUUUUUCCACAUCGUUUAUCACAGAAUAUGGUACAGGUUAUGGCACGUAGUUCACAGGCAUGUAAUCGUCAAGCAAUACGUGCAAGAACACAUUUACAGAAAUUGGUUGAUAUUCUAAGUCGUGAACCAAGCGAUGAAUCAUUAUCGAAUCAAUCAUCAUUGGAAGAUAAUUCGCGUAGUAGUAGUGGUGGUGGUAAAGAAAAAAUCAAAAGAUUAUUAAAACGUCAUGAUGAUUUGGUUCAUAUUUAUGUGGAAAAAUUACUGCCUGAUUUGUAUAAAGUGAAAGAAACAUUUGUAACGAAAAAACCAAAAGAUGAUCGAAAUUUUUAUUCAGAACGUUUCAAUUUUUUCCUUAGUAAAGACUGUUUCGCCAUUAUUUUGGAUCAAAAUUGUGCAUUUGAUAGAUUGCAGAGGAAAAUUGCCCGUGAAUCAGAAGAAAAACCAGGACCAUUUGUUCGUUUGAUUCGUUCCGGAGCGUAUGUCGCAAUCGAAGGCACACCUAGAUAUUGUAAUCUGAAAAAUCCACAUCAUACAUUCUAUACAAGAUCAAUAUUUCUAUGUCGACUGACAUCAUUUCCAAUGGUCAUCCUACAGGAAGGUGUUAAAUGUUUUGAUGCUUAUUACAAUAAUGAUGGUUUGGAUUUCACUUAUUUCGAUUCAAUACCAAUUAAUGACCUGUUAUAUGUUGAUUGGUAUCAAAUACAAAUUGAUUUAAAAAUGGACCAGAAUCCAAGAAUAUUCAAAGGUCAUAUAAUGUUUUGGAAUGAAAUGAAUGACAUAUUACCAACGUUGCCUUUUACGCAGAUGAAAUUUGAUCCAGAAAUGGCUGCCAGAAUACAAAUGCUUUGUAUGGAAGAAGAAGAAUCACGGCCAUAUCGCCCGCUGAUAAUAUUUACAUUACAACAAGUUCUUUAUACUUAUUAUGAUGUUUUGCGUUCAAGAUUAGAGAUUCUUUGGAAUCUUUAUUUUCGUAUUGAUGAUUCACAUAUUGAUCGAUUAUCUACGGCACAGAAAUUGGAUAUUGUUAGUAAUGGAAUAUAUUUCUACAUGAAAUCAUUCAAUUGUACAUACCUGUGGACACAACCGAAUACGGAUACAAUGGUCAAGGAGGAACGUAAUUGUGAAAUUACUGUUAGUUCUGUGGAUGUAACAGAUAUGGAUCUAGCAAAAAUCGGGUGGUCACAUCAAAUGUUUGAACAAUUCCUGAAUCUUUAUCUUGGUCGUCUGUAUCCAUAUCAAAAUUCAAUAAAACAAUGGCUGAUGGAUGAAACACGACGUAUUAAACGGCAACUGAUCGUACGGCCAACAACAUUGACAGAUAAACUAUUAUAUCGUAAUGGAUUUUAUCAGACAAAAAUUGAACAAUUUCAAAAAGAACAAGCACAAAAACCAAGAAAAUCAUUUCUAAAUAUGCCAGAAACAAUAAAAUCUUCUGCAAUCUACGGUAAUAAUAAUAAAAAGUCGGCAACAGGGUCGAAAAAAAUUUCAUUACAAAAAAAAUCAGCCAGUGCAAAAGUAUGUCUACAAAUAUGGUGGUUAACUAUUGUCAAUUUUUGA
Dermatophagoides farinae (American house dust mite) is the source of this 2135-nucleotide messenger RNA. RefSeq lists its product as uncharacterized. NCBI's taxonomy places the organism in Eukaryota, Metazoa, Arthropoda, Arachnida, Sarcoptiformes, Pyroglyphidae. The record is from RefSeq and is a predicted model, not a curated record.